GAUAGACGAGCGCCCAAAAAACCACUUCGUAUGCCCAUCUUCUGUACGAUCAACAGCGGGACACACCAACAAAAUCAAUCUACCCUUGUCUACAAAUCGGCCCGUUACGGUACUGUGAAUUAUGCAAUUUCCGUUUGGAGAAAAUCCGUGAACGAUGAUGGUUAAGACGUACCAACUCUCGAUUUAGUGUUACCAUCUGCGGGUUGCUCAAGAAUGACAUCUCUUUCACACGGAGAAGAUGGCUGCGAAACUUGCGUCUGAACCGAAUCGAGCGUCUAUUUCGCCAUGGUCCCCAUCAAUGAUGAACGUGACACAAGAUAGAAGAAACGGAGAUGUCAAAAUAACGCAUGAUGUUAGCGAAUGUGAUGGCUUCUAUCUCCGGAACACUGAUAGAGACCUCAUCGAAUGCACCUCAACAGAAUGUCACCUGGCUCGGCAACAAGUCCCAUGUAUCGUCAAAUCUUGAAGUGCUGCAUCCCUUCUGGCUUAAUCUGCUGAUACUCAUCUUUAAGUCUUUCGUUAUGGGUACCAUAAUCAUAAUGGCUGUGCUCGGUAAUGCUCUGGUUAUCAUAAGUGUUUACCGCCAUAGAAAACUGAGAGUGAUUACGAACUAUUACGUGGUUAGUCUGGCGAUGGCCGACAUGUUGGUAGCACUGUGUGCUAUGACUUUCAAUGCUAGUGUUGAACUGACGGGAACGUGGCUGUUCAGUCCUUUUAUGUGCGAUAUGUGGAACUCGUUCGAUGUUUAUUUUUCUACAGUGUCGAUAUUGCAUCUGUGCUGCAUCAGUGUCGAUAGAUACUACGCCAUAGUUCGACCCUUGGAAUACCCCAUAACCAUGACACACAAAACUGUUACGUUCAUGUUGGCCAACGUGUGGAUCCUUCCCGGUCUGAUCAGCUUCAUGCCGAUCUUCCUCGGUUGGUACACGACCAAAGAGCAUCUGGAGUUUCUGGAGCAGCAUCCCCACGUCUGCAACUUCGUGGUGAACAAAUACUACUCUCUGAUAAGCAGCUCGAUGAGUUUCUGGAUACCGGGGAUCGUUAUGGUCACCAUGUAUUGCAGGAUAUACAAGGAGGCGACGAGACAAAGGAAGGCGUUGUCGAGGACAUCUUCGAACAUCAUUCUCAACUCGAUACAUCAGCACCGUACGUCAUACAGAGAGAGGUACGCCGAGAGAUAUGGAGACCACUACCUCCACCCAUCGGACGGAGAACUAACCACAGUGGGUCAGAUCAACGGUAGAAGGAGCACAAGUUCCGGAUCAGCCAUUUCGUAUGGGACGACGCUGACGGAGAUCAACACUGCCAUGAACAGCAGGGAUAACAGCAAGGCGGCUACGGAACUCAAUAUCAACGGAACCACAAUAAGGCAACAGUCGAAGACUUGGAAGGCAGAGCACAAAGCAGCAAGAACCCUGGGUAUAAUUAUGGGAGCUUUUAUGUUAUGCUGGCUGCCAUUUUUCCUUUGGUACGUGAUAACAACUCUAUGUGGAGAUAAGAACUGCCCCACUCCCGACUGGGUGGUUGGAAUGCUAUUCUGGGUGGGCUACUUCAACUCAGCCCUCAACCCCCUGAUCUACGCCUACUUCAACCGUGACUUCAGAGAGGCGUUCAAGGACACGCUGCUCUGCACGAUGCCCUGCUGUUUUGCAUGCUGGAAGAACCCAGCCAGAUACCUCUAGCCAAAGGAUCUGUCGCCGGCUUGCAGAGAUGAGAGGCUUUGAGCCUGUAGAUCUUGUAGGGCCGUAGCGGCUAGCUUAAGAAGAUUGCGCAAUAAUCUAGAACUGCUCACAGUUGUGUUUCGUUGCCUAGUUGUAAAUUUUUUUUAUGGGGUUAGUCGUAUGUCACUAGAGGGGUAGAUUCUCAUUUGGGAAGGUUCUUGUCGUUGAGUGUUGGUCAUCUCAUGGAUUAGGCCAGAUUUGUUUGAGGAAACGCCAUAGAUGAAUUGGUUGGUGCUACUCUCAAUCUUGAGUUACUUUCAGUUUGGAAGAUAUGGUAGUUAGAUUCUUCUGACUUUUGGAUGACUCUAAAAACAUGUGAUGAACGGAAAACUUGAGUAAUUCUUCAUGGUGACCUUGUUCUUUCCAAAGAGAAGCAUCCUGAUUAGCUCCCACAUUCUGAAGAGAUCCCAAAAAAAUGUUUUGCUAAAAAGGAUUUUCUUUUUAUCUAUCUCAGUGGGAGAUACACUUAUUGAGCCAUGACUUUCUCAAGAGUGUUAUUUGGGUAAUUUCUCCCUCAAUUACAUUCUUCAGGUCAUUUUAGGUUCUUCGGCAAUAUCUGAGAACCUUGGAAUCGAGACAACUCACAGAGACUCAAAUCAAAGCAGCAUGCAGCCUCUGAAGUUGCUGAUGCUGAGAGAUCACCAGGCUUGAAAACAUCUCCUACAGAAUAGCUCUUGGAUGUAGCCCAAUAUUGUUUGAAUCAGAAGCUUUUUGGAUCAUGCAGGAUCAGUUUUUGGGCAUAAAAAAGUCCCCAGCAUGUCACAGUUUUGCUCAGAGUUAAUUGAAACGCUGACAUCAACUUUUUUCAGAAAACUAAGGCCCAGGGUUACUAAUAUUCGAGACAGACAGACCUACUGCCCCCUACUGUGAAUUUUGGGCUAAGGAGAAGUCUUUUGGGUUCCUUCGUUCUUCAGAGUGAAUUUUUGCAAUGUGGGAGCUUACCAUGGAACAACUUUGCUUAAAAGUGUGAAUAUGUUGAAUUCUGCGAUUUUUAUGAAUCUGUUAAAAUUCAUAUCUUGAGUCUCCCAAAAUAGAGAAUACCACCAAUCAAUUACACUCGUAUAUAGUAUUACAACUGGAAAAAAAGAGAAAAGAAAAUCUAGGAAAAGAAGCAAUAAAAGGACAAGUAAAUUUCUUUCAUCCAAAGAUCCUUCUCGUAUUGGAUACUUGAUAGCGAAUUGGUGGAGAAACUUCAAAUUCCUGCAAUAAGCUCCUGAUUACGACUAGAACCUACAAGUUACAUUAUAGAGAAUUAUUUGUGUGUUCACCAACACAGUAAUGUUCCUCCCACGAGGAUACAACAACUCAAAUGAUUAUUGUUGACGAUCGCAAAUGCUAAACAGUUUCCUGUUGCAGCAAAAAGACACGUAGUUUGGAGUUAAAAUCCUCACUAGUGCCAUCUGGCUGUUUCUAAUCCAGGUAAAAUAUUCCCAUAGGGCCAAUAACAGAUUUUGAUGAUGUUUUUUUUGUAGAUACACAUUUUCAUGAGGAAUUGAACAGUAUUUGUCUCAAUUUAGGGAGUAUAUGAUUUAGGAGAUAUAAUUUUUUGAUGGCCCCUUUUUUACUAUAUUAUUUCUCCCAAUAUUUUCAAUAUAGGUCAAUGAGUAUUAUUUAUCCAAAUUCACAUACACAGUUUCCUAUAACAGGGGAUUGGUUCCUCAACUAGACAUAUGGAGCAAUGCGCCUCAGGACCCUGUAAACAGGGUGUUCCUAAAUUGGAGGUACGAACAAAAAUAUAUAUUUGAGUUGAAUAUUUUGUGAAGGGA
Harmonia axyridis is the source of this 3487-nucleotide messenger RNA. Its product is annotated as octopamine receptor beta-3R-like. The coding region runs from base 348 to 1682 and encodes 444 amino acids. Gene Ontology annotation, molecular function: octopamine receptor activity. The record is from RefSeq and is a predicted model, not a curated record. The transcript has 6 exons. Gene Ontology annotation, cellular component: membrane. NCBI's taxonomy places the organism in Eukaryota, Metazoa, Arthropoda, Insecta, Coleoptera, Coccinellidae. Gene Ontology annotation, biological process: adenylate cyclase-activating adrenergic receptor signaling pathway.